AUGGCUCUGUCGCCCGAUCCUCCCCCAUAUUGUCAGGAGCCCGUGUCCGAGCAGGUGAAGCAGGUGGAUCCACCCCUAUAUUGUGAGGAGUCCGUGUCCGGGCAGGUGGUUGGAAAACGGCGCAGAGACCCACAGUCAAUGUCACCUAACGAUGAAAGCCGAAAAAGACUGCUCCUUCCAUCCCCUCAACCGAUAGGCUCUCCCACCGAAGUAAAUACACCAAGUACUCUCUCCCCGUCACCGUCCUCGAUUCGCCCAACUUGCUUUACGCAUGCUUCGUCUCCUGGCCACACGGAGAUUAAGAGACUUACACUCCUUGAACAUGAGCUCCGUGGUGUUUCCGAUGACCUGAUUUGCGAACUAUUGAUCCGAUCAGGACGCAAACAUCUGCUAGCCAUACCAAAAGAUGUAGACCGUGACCGGCCAUGCGAGUUUGAGAAAGUCAGCUUUCCCGGAGCUGAGAUGAUUGAGCACCGCCUCAAACGAUAUGUCGAUGAGAUGAUUGAGCGCCGCCUCAAAUCACACGUUCUUGACGAGAUUUUCGAUAGUGCUGUGAGCGAGUGUCGUGAUCAGAUCUACGACGAAUGCAAAACGAACGAAGCCGAAUUUCGUGAACAGGUCGAUGAUGGUAACUCCGAGGUACGCAAUACCGCGAGUGAAUGUAUGAAUGAAAUGAAAGAGCAGGCGCAAAUGUACAUGCAUGAAAUUGAAGAACAAGCGCAACAGUACAUGAAGGAUAUUGAGGAUCAGGGAAUUGAGGUUGAGAUGUUUGCGAAGAAAGAAGUCGCAAAGCUCAAACGAUGGUUCAGUGCUUUUGCUCAGUCUUUACUUGAUAGCAAGUCAAGCCCUAGCCAUGAACUGGGUGCUAAUGCCAGGCGCAGUUCCAUUUAG
This is a messenger RNA of Aspergillus udagawae, 891 nucleotides long. RefSeq lists its product as uncharacterized. NCBI's taxonomy places the organism in Eukaryota, Fungi, Ascomycota, Eurotiomycetes, Eurotiales, Aspergillaceae. The coding region runs from base 1 to 891 and encodes 296 amino acids. The transcript has 3 exons. The record is from RefSeq and is a predicted model, not a curated record.